AAAGUCCAUACUUUAUUUAUAUUUCCAUAGUUUUUGCAAAAUUUCCUUUUCCUGUUCCAGUAUUCUAUCAAGGGUACCACACUACAUUGAGUCGUUAUGUCUUUUUAGGUUCCUAUCGUUUGUGACAAUUUCUCAGACUUUCCUUGUUUUGAUGACCUUUGAGGAGAACUAGUCAGAUGUUUUGUAGAAUUUUCUUCAUUGGGAUUUGUCUGAUGUUUAUCUGAUGACUAGACUGCAGCUAUGGGUUUUGGGGAGGAAGACAACAGAGGUAAAGUGCCAUUUGUGCCGCAUCAUAUCCAAGGUACCUACUAGCGACGUGAUUUGACUGUUGGAGUUGACUUUCAUCACCUGGCUGAGGUCAUCACGUUUGUCAGUUUCUCCACUGUAAAGUUACUUCCCACCUGCCCCCGCCCCCGCCCCGCCACCCCAGCGCUUUCCAUAAAACACUCUUGGAAAGGGAGUCAUUAUGUGCACCUCGCACUUUCAAAAUGGGGAGUUACAGUUCCCCUCCUCAAGGACUGAGUUAUCUAGAUACAGAAUUUGGAAUUCUGCAUGGGAGAUUUCUCUUUUCUACCUGUUUGUUCAGUUAUUUUUAUCAGUAUGGACUCAUAGAUAUUUAUUUCAUACUUUUUGUUACAGUCCAAUAUUACCUUAUUUAUUUUGUCACUCAAAUUUUUCCAGCUUUGGCCAUUGGGAACUCUUUCAGUUAGCUCCUACCCCCACCAUUUGUGUGUGUGUGUGGUGUGUGUGUAGUGUGUGUGGUGUGUGUAGGUAGUGUAUGUGUGUGGUGUGUGUGUAGUAUGUGUAUUGUGUGUAUGGUGUGUGUGUAGUGCGUGUGGUGUGUGUGGUGCAUGUGGUAUGUGUGUGGUGUGUGUAGUGUGUGUGUAGAGUGUGUGUGUGGCAUGUGUGUGUAGUGUGUGUGGUGUGUGUAGUGUAUGUGUAGUGUGUGUAGAGUGUGUGUGGCAUGUGUGUGUGGUGUGUGGUGUGUGUGUGUGUGUAGCAUUUCUUUACUUUCUGGCACUAUCAGAUGCUCUGGGCUCAUCUUGUAGUGUUUCCUGCCCAAGUCCUAUAAACAGCAAUUUCUUCAAGGAGCCUUGGAUCCUUUUAUUGGAGAAUGGUAUUAGAAACCAAGAUUUCAGUGCUACGUGUGCUUGUUGCUAUGGAGUAUCAUUGCUUCUAGGCCCUCUCGCCUGACAGUAAGGAAAUAAAUGUGUGUAUACUAGCCCGUGUGUGUGUGUGUGUGUGUGUGUGUGUAUUAUAUAUAUAUAUAACUUUCUGUAUGUAAUCAUCUGCAUCUAUAUUAAGCUAAACAUGAGUUCAUUCUGGUAUCUCCAAUUCUAAUCUGUUGCCACAUGGAUCAUUCUAGCCUCCUCCUCAGGGGUCAUUUUUAUCAGAAGCAAUGUUGCUUAGUAACAUAGCAGACAUAUGUUUAUCUGUUUCCAGGAAACAGAGCUUCCAAAGGUCAAAUUCUCAUGCAAAAGAGGAAAAGGUUUUGUUAACCCUUUACUUACAUUCAUCAGUGAGGCUCUCCACUGCUCUGAGGAUAAAGAACAAAUUACUUGGCCUGUAAGGCUCUGCAGUGACCUGACCUGCUAAGCCCAGGCUCGUCUCCUACCAGGUUCCUUAUCAGGCCCUCCAUGACAACCAUACUGGUCUCCUGCAACUCUCAAACUCGUCACACACUUCCUUCUACCCCAAGGUCUUCGCCUAUGCUAGGCGCUCUGCUGGACUUCUCUUUCCUCCCCUCUUUAUCUGGUUGCCUUCUACUCAUCCUUCUAAUCUCAGCUCAGUCCACACUUUUACAGGAAGCCAUUCCUAUCCCCAAGACUAGGUUGGCACCCUUGUUUGAGGCUUGCACUCUAUACUUUUAUUUGGUAGCAUUUACUAUAACUGCAAUGUUACAUUUACUUAUCCUUUUCUCCCACUAGAAUACAAGCUUCCUGAGUGUAGGGAUGGAGUCUACCUAGCUAACUAGUAUAUAAUAUUUGCCCAUUUUCUCUGUUCUUUAUUCAGUGAGCACUUAUCCAGAGCUUCCUAGGUGUUAGCCCCUUUUCUAGUGUCUGGGGAUACUGCAGGGAGGGAAACAGGCAAAAACCCUCUUCUUUUGGCACUUAUUUUUUAGGGGAGGUGGCAAUAAGCAAACAGAAACUAAUGUCAGUUGGUAAGUGCUAUAGAGAAAAAUUCAGAGUGAGGGAGUAAAGAGUGCUGGGGCACUGCUAUUUUUGAAAGGAUGGCCUGGAAUGGCGUCUCUGAGAAGGUGGCAUUUGAGCAAAGACUUGAAGGAAGUGAGGGAAGGGGGUGAGUGCGGGAAAUAUCAGAAAGAAAAACGUCCCAGGCAGAAGGAACAGCCAGCGCAAAGGCUGAGGUAGGACAGCGCAUGACUGAGGGAAGGAACAGUGAGUGCUUUAAAGGCGGUAUCUCAUCCCAUUCCCAUAACACUUCCUACAUCCGUUUCACAGAGGAGGAAACCGAGCUCCAGGAGGGCAGUCCUUUACACCAGGGCACCCAGCUGUGGGGGUGGAGCUGGGAUUUGAACAGGAGUGUGGUGCCAGGGCUAGCAUCCCUUUGAAGUCUCUAACAACGGGCCAGGCCUCUGCAAGGCUGGGAGGAAAUGGAGGCCUUCCCAGCCCUGGUGGACCUGCCUAGGGCUAGGCUAUGCUGGCCUUGAAGGCACAGGCAUCCAUCAUCCAGGGUGACUUCCAGUCUCCUGGUUGGGGAGGGCUGCACAGAACUUUGGAGGAGGGCAGGUCAGGCUCCGCUCAUGAGGUGGCCGAGGAGCAGGACAUGGCACACUCAUUCGCCUGUCCUUCCACAUGGCCAACUUCUGCUGGCCUUCCCAGAGCCCUCAAAGCCUGCACAUUCACAAUCCUCAUGGACAGAAGUGGAUACAGGCUCAGAGGCCAGAGGAGCUGCCAAUCCGAUGGAGGAGGCUGACCCUUAAACAAAAUCACGACCGUCAGAGACAAGAGCAAACAGUGCGGGCAAAAGGAGAGCCCAGAUGGAGGGGCCCGUGGGCUGCCAAGGGGCCAAGGGAUGAGCUGGGGCCCUCCUUCCCAAUGGCAUCUCCCCCUGGUCUGGAACUGAAGACACUGAGCAAUGGUCCCCAAGCCCCAAGGAGAUCAGCUCCCCUGGGCCCAGUGGCCCCAACCAGGGAGGGUGUGGAGAAUGCCUGCUUCUCCUCAGAGGAGCAUGAGACCCAUUUCCAGAACCCUGGGAACACGAGACUGGGCAGCUCACCCAGUCCCCCUGGGGGUGUCUCCUCACUGCCCCGAUCCCAGCGGGAUGAUCUGUCCCUUCAUUCAGAGGAGGGGCCAGCCCUGGAGCCCGUGAGCCGCCCGGUGGAUUAUGGCUUUGUUUCCGCCCUCGUUUUCCUGGUGAGUGGGAUUCUUCUGGUGGUGACAGCAUACGCCAUCCCCCGUGAGGCUCGAGUCAAUCCGGACACAGUGACAGCGCGGGAGAUGGAACGACUGGAGAUGUACUACGCCCGCCUAGGCUCCCACCUGGACAGGUGCAUCAUCGCAGGCCUCGGGCUGCUCACGGUGGGCGGCAUGCUCUUGUCGGUGCUGCUCAUGGUCUCCCUGUGCAAGGGCGAGCUGUACCGCCGGAGGACCUUCGUCCCCGGCAAGGGCUCCAGGAAGACCUACGGCUCCAUUAACCUGCGCAUGAGACAGCUCAAUGGGGAUGGGGGCCAGGCCCUGGUGGAGAAUGAAGUUGUCCAGGUCUCAGAGACUAGCCACACCCUCCAGAGGUCUUAAGAACUAGCCCACCUUAUCUGGCUGCUUUAGCUCCAGUGCUACAAGGUCCACCCCCUGCUCCCGCCCACCUGACCCCUGCCAAGGCCCUGGGGUUUUAAACUGAGCUCACAUAGGGCCUUGUGGAAGAAGUACUGGGUGCUGGAGGGAGAGCUCGGGGCCCAGCCCAUGCCCCACACGGGCAAGCAGCCCACUGAUCUGUUUUGUAGCUGAGGUUUUGCAUACGGUUUUGUUUGGAGGAUGGCUUCUGCUGCUAAAAAUACAAAAGUUUGGAAACCGCU
This is a messenger RNA of Homo sapiens (human), 4033 nucleotides long. It is a transcript of the gene TMEM74B, whose product is annotated as transmembrane protein 74B. The transcript is spliced from 3 exons. Bases 2814 to 3755 code for a protein of 313 amino acids. NCBI's taxonomy places the organism in Eukaryota, Metazoa, Chordata, Mammalia, Primates, Hominidae. Gene Ontology annotation, cellular component: membrane. The record is from RefSeq and is a predicted model, not a curated record.